Messenger RNA from Anguilla anguilla (European eel), 1852 nucleotides. RefSeq names its product endothelial cell surface expressed chemotaxis and apoptosis regulator (gene ecscr). Lineage: Eukaryota; Metazoa; Chordata; Actinopteri; Anguilliformes; Anguillidae. The record is from RefSeq and is a predicted model, not a curated record. The transcript has 12 exons. Bases 267 to 1175 code for a protein of 302 amino acids.
UCUCCCACUAAGAGCGCUGAUGGGCAUCGAGCAGUCACUCAGGGUAAAGAGGAGGUCCCCGCUAUACCGGAUAGACACACACACACACACACGGGACAGACAUCUCUGCGCAACUCAUCGUACACUCGCCAAGACACAGUCGGGUCUUCCAUACACACGCUUGAUUGGUCGCGGGGUGCCAGGACACUGUAGGACCCUGCUUGCUGAAAGAGUAACAAAGGAACCCCUCCCAAACCCCCAUCCACACGCCCUCAACAGACCUGGAAAUGGAUUCUGCGUUCUGGUACCUGUUUCUCCUCGUCCCAACAGACAGCUGGCUGCUCGUCUCAGCUCAAACUCCCAACGAUCCCGCAACCCAGACUGAGACAGCCUUCGGGACCAUUUCACUGAGCACACCUGCUCAAUCCACCACAGGUAAACAUUUCCUGACUGAGACCUCAACAUCAGUCUCAGAAGAUAAGAGGACAACAACUCCAGUGGUUCCAUUGUCUGUGACAUCACAAACCACUCCUCCUGCUCAGAAUGAACCUACAACAGCACCUGCAACCUCAGUAACUGAGGCUAAAUCCUCUACAUACUCACCCACAACCAAUAUCUCAGGUAAACAUUUCCUGACUGAGACCUCUACGUCAGUUCCAGAAGACAAAAGGACAACAAACCCAGGAAAUACCAGAUGCACAGAGACGACAUCAUAUCCUCCAGCAGGCACAAGCGCCUGUCAGCCUACCACGGGCACCACCACUGUCCGACCAGUGUCAACAGCAGCUGCAGGGUUACCCCCAAUGCCAGGAACUUCCUCCGCACAUCCCACAGGGUCUGAAGCUUCGUCCUCCCCCAGUCCCACUGCAGGAAACAGCCUGACCACUCUCGCCUUUGGGGUGAUGAGUUUUAUCCUCAUCCUGAUCGUUGUCAUGGUGGGUCUAGUCACAGCUAUCCACCUGAGAGGGCGAUGCAACAGUGCUAAAGAAGAAGGCAAAAAGAGUGGAGAUUCUGUGGUGUCUGAAAGCCAGCUAACAUCGAACGGGGAAAAGGAAAGCAUAACUUUGGUCUCUGUGAAGACGAUAAACACUGAAACCGAUACAGAUUCGCCUCAGGUCUCUUCGAUCCACAGCACCACGCUGGACAGUGAGGAGCAGGAACUACGCAGAGACCUGCUCAAUAUUAAGCAGGUGUAAAAGCCAUUUUGUCAAAAAACACGCCAAUCCUGAGGCAGCAACAAGGAACAAAAUGAACUGUGAUCAUUUUAUAUCAUUUUUAAUAAUUUUAUUUACUGAAAAAACAGUCAUCGACUUGCCAUUUUCUAUGCUCAUGAGUAUAUGUAAACAUGUAAACAUGUAAACAGCAGGGCUGUUUGUGUGUGUGUGUGUGUGUGUGUGUGUUUGAGAGUGCACAACACUGUGUGUUCUGACCAGAGGUGGAAAGUCCAGGGAUCAGAAUGCAAAAGUCCUGCCAUGUGUUUCUUCCACCCAUGAACUGAGCCAGCUUGAUUUCACUAAUCAGUUCUACCUCCUGGCCAUAGAAUUGUGCACAAUUCCUAACAUAAUUAUGGAACAAAAUACUGGGGAGGACUUUUACAUUGUGGAAUUGGAUUUUCCAUCUGUAGGCCAGACACUUCAUCGUGAAGCACCUCUUGUUCUGGGGACCCUCUCGCUCACAGGCUCUCCAUCUGCAUCAAACAGACAGACUGGUCUCCAGGUGAUAUUACUCUUGAGAACCUGCAGCUCUGUCACAAUAAAUAGAGGCGAGGCCUAAGGCAAUGGUUCCCGACCUUGGUCCUGGAGUACCCCUGUGAAUGCUGGUUUUUGUUUCAACCAGUUACAAUCCCAGAAUUUUAAAAAGUUGUUUUCUUAAU